CUUUAGAUAUCUCACACUCACCACACACUCCUUUGUGCGCUCUCUCUCUCAGUUGCUUUGCUGCUCCCCUGCUUCCUGCUGUGUUUCUUCAUCCCUUCUUCAGAGUCAUCUCACUCCCACUCCCAACUAGGACCUACAAACCAGCUCUUUACGGAAAUGGCAUCGAAGCGGCAAGUGAGCUACAAGUGUUGCAUAGCAGGAGUGGUACUCCUGCUGUUGACCAGUAUUGCCGCCCUUAUUGCUGUUGCCGUCAUCCAAGACACCUGGAGUUUUAAAGAGUACACGUUAGAGUACGGCAUAGUGAUAGACUCGGGUUCAUCUCGCUCCAAUGUGUACCUGUACGCGUGGCCUGGGGAGAAGGAGAAUGAAACAGGAGUAGUGACUGAGAUAAAGAACUGUAGAGUUUCUGGUGAUGGAAUCUCAGAGAUGAAAGUUGACCCAGAGAAAGAUGCUAAGUCAUGGAAAGCAUUCAGUGAUUGCAUGGAUGAAGUCAGGAAAGCCGUUCCUGCUGCAAAACACAAAACCACACCCCUCUUUCUAGGAGCUACAGCUGGAAUGAGACUGCUACGUGAGAGGGAUGAACAGAGGUCCAACGAAAUCCUGGCUAGUCUCAGAGAAUACCUGAUUUCUUUGCCCUUUGCCUUCCAAAAUGCCUCCAUCAUCACUGGUCAAGAAGAAGGCCUAUAUGGGUGGAUCACUGUCAACUACCUCAUGGGAAACUUCUUCGAGAAAAACCUUUGGAACACCUAUACACGGCCAGAAGGGGGAAAGACAGUAGGAUCCAUGGACCUUGGUGGAGCAUCGACCCAGAUUGCCUUCGUAGUCGAUGAUGAUCUCAGAGGACCAAACUACAUGCAUAUCAAACUAUACGGUUACCCAUACAAUGUCUACACACACAGUUUCCUCUGCUAUGGCAAAAAUGAGGCUGAGAAGAGGAUUUUAGACAAAAUUGUUCAGGAAUCAUCUAACCCAACCUACAUUAUGAACCCCUGCUACGCUGAAGGAUACAACGUCACAUAUAACGCCUCAUUUAUUUAUGACACAGAGUGCACAAAGAAACCAAAAAACUACAACCCAACUCAAGAAAUCUUCAUGGUGGGAGCCCCUGACUCAGACAAGUGUGGGAGCAUAGUGAAGUCCAUAUUUGAUUUCAAGAACUGUUCUUCAUCCCACUGUUCUUUCGACGGGGUCGAGCAGCCACCAGUCACUGGAGAGUUUAUGGCAUAUGCUGGAUUCUUCUACACUGCUAGGGCUCUGGGGAUUAAUGGUUCAUCGGAUCUUGAUCAAUUCAACUCCUCAGUGAUCAAAUUCUGCCAUACACAUUGGACAGUGCUGAAGCAAGAAAAGACAUGGAUCUCUGACAGAUACCUUAGGACCUACUGUUAUGCAGCUCACUACAUCUUCUCUUUGCUGGGAGAUGGAUACAAGUUUGACAAAGAGACGUGGAAAAACAUUAACUUUGAAAAAGAGGUAAAGAAAACCAGCAUAGGUUGGAGUUUGGGCUACAUGCUGAGUAUGUCCAACAUGAUCCCGUCUGAAGUGAAACAGAUCUCCCCCAUGACAAACAGUGCCUUUGCCGGCCUUAUAUUUCUAUUUUCAGCACUAACCAUUGUGACUUUCAUCGUAGUUUUCAUCAUACUCGUUCGCACCUGCUACUGAGAGUGUAAGUUACAAAGGGAAUGAAUGACCUGCCACUGAAAGGGGAUGGUGUGAUCCCAUAAGGUACUGGAGAGUGCCAUAGUUACGAAGUUGGGUUUUUUUUUUAUUUUCAGCCUGAGUCAUUUACUGCCUUCUAUUUCAAUUAAGAGACCUUCUGAAAACUGAAGAGCCUUUACAUGAAAACCUCUCACUGUGUAUGCAUUCAGGGUCUUUGAGUCUUUAAGCCAGGUUCAGAUGUGAGUCUGGUUUUACAGAGAAAGUAAAAAAAAAAAAAAAAAAACAGCUCAAAAAACGAUUUAAAACACAGUUCAUUUUGUACCUCAGGGAAACUCACAUAGAUUUAAGUCAUAGGAUCGUUUUCCAGGUAAAAAGGGUGCCACAGCGGUUGCCUGGAUGAUGCAAGAGCAUCCAGACAUGUCCAUGUCCUUGUUCUUGUUGCACGCUGUGUAAUCUGAAAACUGUGUAAUCUUAAAAUGAGAUUCACAAUUGUGUGCUCACAUGCACACUUGGACCCCUCAGGCAAAAGGCGUGAUCUAUUAACUCAAUUACUAUGUUUUGUCCCCUGUUUUAUACAUGUAAUUGCACUGAAUGCAUUUAUGUAACAUACAAAAAGGUAGCACUUUGCCGCGGCUUUAUUGUAACGUUUUAUACUGUGUAUCUGAAACUAUAACUACACAGCAAUACUCCACAUUUAUUGAAUGAAUGAAAAUCUCCCUAAUAAGUAAUGUAAUGAAUGUACAAUUUGCCAUUGUUUUCUUAUGAUUUUGCAAACUAAAUACAUGUUACAUUAAGUCAGAAAGUUGUAUACAGUCUGUUUCCAAAUUUAAUUUCUGAAUUUGGGACAGCAGCCAACCAGUUACAGAAAAUGUGUGUGCGAAGUGUUGUUUUUUCUGACUUGGUGUUGUUGCACAUCUGGGAAGGGUUUCUUCCUGUUCUACUUACAGAUAAGUACUGUCUGUACUGACAAUUCACACAUAUCCAGUUUUCAGUGUAAUCCAUAUGCAGUCCUCAUGUAAUAUGAAAUAUGUCAAUAUGUAGCCUUUCAUGCGAAAUGUAAUCAACAGAAACUAGUCUACUGAAAUAAAGUUUGAUGACAAAUCCAAACAA
Messenger RNA from Seriola aureovittata, 2766 nucleotides. RefSeq names its product ectonucleoside triphosphate diphosphohydrolase 3 (gene entpd3). The coding region runs from base 157 to 1659 and encodes 500 amino acids. The record is from RefSeq and is a predicted model, not a curated record. Gene Ontology annotation, biological process: nucleoside diphosphate catabolic process. NCBI's taxonomy places the organism in Eukaryota, Metazoa, Chordata, Actinopteri, Carangiformes, Carangidae. Gene Ontology annotation, cellular component: plasma membrane. Gene Ontology annotation, molecular function: GDP phosphatase activity; UDP phosphatase activity. The transcript is spliced from 10 exons.